AGAGCGCUUUGGCGAUUUCCAAACUGUCACCGGUCUGUUGCUGCGGGAGGAGAGGCGGCAAACAUGUAAACACACGUCCGUCUUGCAACCUGCCGCAUGCUGAUGCAACUUGAUGGAGGACUACGACGCGUUUGUGCAGCUUCGCCUCUCUCUGAGGAAAAGUGAGGAGGAGGAACACAGCGCACCUCCACCUGCAUCUUCUCUGAUCCGCUUCUAUGGGCGAGCCAUCCUUCCUCCCCUGCUUGGAGGGAAGCAGAGAGAAGAGAUGCAGGGACACCGAGAUGCAGCGCAGAGAGCUGCUGUCCAGAACAAGUUAAAGGAUGAUUCAAGAAUGGCCUAUGUUCAAACUAUCCUACACAGUGUUCAGCUAAGGAAGACGCCAACACUGGAAGAGUUGCUUCACGAGUCUGAGAUUAACACAACAUCUUCAUAUUCCCAUAACACCAUUGGUGGAGCUGUGUCACAGAGCAAUUCAUUCAUAGGAACAACAUAUAGUAAUUUGCUCUCAUCACCACCCGGAAGGAAAGAAAAGGAGGAUGUUUCUCUUCCUCCGUUGACAUCAACUACAUAUAGUGCCUUUUUUGCCUCAAAUGUGACACCUCAGCAAAGUUACCAGGAAGAAUGUCUUAUUGACCAACAUUACAGCCAGCAGGGAUCACAGCCAAUCCACCAGUCAGUAUCCUCUGGUUAUGUGACAUACGAGAAUGUUGAGAACACCACCAGUGUCUCUGGAAGGAUUGUUGCAGAGAGAGAGAGCCAUGGCUUUACCUCCUUUGAGGAAGCUUAUAAUAAUAAUAAUAAUAUGGAUGGCUUUUUCCUUCACAACACCUCAAACACAAUCGCCAAGAUGCCAGAUAUUAUUAACUACCCACCCAUAGAUGGAGAGGAAUUGGAAAGGAGUGGACUGGAGUCCUCUUUUUGUAAUAACUUAAUAGUUGUACAAGAUAUUUGUUGCACCUUGCUCAAGGAGGAUUCAGUCAUAUGUUACCCUUCACGAGUAGAGAAUUCUGAAAGCAGUCAUCUGGACAGCAAAGAGGGCGGAGAUAACCUUCCCUUCAGCACAGUACUUGACGUUGACAAAGAUCACAAUGUGGACAGAAUUGAUGGCCCAGUCUCGUCAUCAGAAAACAGUGGCCUUACAGACAAUCUAGAGUUAUCACAGACAUUAAGCACUCAUCACAGUCCAACACCAGAGUUGCAUAUUCAACACGACUCCACAGAAUCAGACCCAGCGGACAACCAUGUAGAUGAAGCAAAUCCAUCUGAGGAGCCUUAUCGCCUGAGCCUCCAGGCCUUGCUAAAGAAAUCUCAGGAGUAUCGGCGACGCCAGCGGACGCUUCGGAACCAAGCCAAAAACACUAGAAUUCAGGAGAGGACCCACGAACAGACAAGGGCGGAGGAGCGGAGCCUCUCUGAUAAGGAGAAUGACGAGUUCCCUGACAAAAGGACCAUGACCACAGAGGGGGAAACAACUAAAGAGAGCAGAGGCACUUUUAUCCUGUCUGUGGAAACGUCGCCAAAGAAAUCUUGGAAAAAUGAGAGGAUGUUUGAGCUUGAGUCCAACUUUAAAUCUGACAGCACACAUUUACCAGGAGAUGGACAUUCUAAGGAAAUGACUGCUGUUGAGGAGGAAACAAUCUUCAAAAAUAAUAAUCUAAACAUUUCACAAGAGGUCAUAACAGAGCCUAAACAAAUCAGCACCUUCCUUCUCCAACAGCCCACAUUGACAGAGACCUCGUCUGUUCAGGAAGCCUUUUACUUGACCACCUGUCCUGCAGCUUUUUCUAAUGGUGUUGGGAAAUAUCACAGUAUCCCAGCCCCUAAUUUAUGUCGGAGUCCUGUGUACUGCAAGCGCAAAGGCAGUAUCCACGAUGGAGAAUCUCUUGAUGGGGCCAAGACCUUGAAGAAAGUUUUGGUCGAGACUGGUUUGGUUGAAGACCACAAGGCAGAAGAAGUUAACCUGGGAUGUAAUAGUCCAACAGCAGUUCCUCCCACUGUGAAUCUAAUGGUUGAAGGUGACGUAACAAGCGUUUCAGCCAAGAAUUCACAGCACAUAGAUCAGCUUGAGUCCAAUCUGUCCAGUUUGAAAGUACUGAUCUCGGAUCUGGAGUCCACACUAACAAAAAACUUGGAGAAUCACGACCAAACUGAGAGCGACACUCAAAGUAAGUUAAGUUUCAAAGGCAUCGAGCACUCUUGUCAAAGGGAUUGUGACUAUUGCACGGACAAAGUGAGGGAUGAUGAUGAUCAUAGCAACGAUGCAGAACAAGACAACGGGUACAGGGAGUGGCAGAGAAGACUAUCAUCAGACAAUUUCAACAAAAUGCAGGAAGAUACAGGACCUGAACUGAGCAGAUGUGACACAGACGAUGAUACUCUCAUAGUGCAGCUAAAAGAAACCGAGGCAGUUAACGUAACCGAGCUCAGGCUAGUCAAAACCUUAGCGACAGAGAGAGGAAAGGAGCAGGGGACAUGUGGAGAAGGACUUACAAAGACGUAUGGACAGCAUGGUGGCAGUAGAAAGCCCACAGCUAAAUGCAUCGUCUCUGUAACACAACGGCUGCGAAUUCCUGAUGUAUUCAGAAAUGCUCCAUCCGCAACCGCAGCUUUGCGUAACGUCUCGGUGUUUUCGGAUACCAGCAACCGUCCAGUAGAAAGUAGGACUGGGACAGCUGGAGAAAGUCAUGACUCUACCCAAUCGCCAUCUCUCAACCAGUCGUAUGACGUGAACGCACCGUCUGGUCUGUGGCUCCUCGAAGGGUCAGGAUCCGACAGGGGCCCAAAAGGUCAUCUUGUUCAGGAGAAUCAUCUGACUCCCGAGAGUGGAGCUGAGGGUCAGGGCGGGGCAUCCAAGGUCAAACGGAGGCUGCUCAUGCACAUGACGGAGGAGACGCGGGACAGGAGUGCAGGUGCCAGCAGAGUUGCAGGCUCUGUGGUCAGACCCAACUCCAGCACUCCUAGAGCUGCUGUGCCAUGGUACGAAGGCCAUGGCGGUCAAGAAGACAAGCAGGAAGAACUGAAACAGGCCCACGCUGCUCAGGUCAGAGCCCUGCAAGAUGAGCACAGGAGACAACAAGAAGAGCUACUGCAGGCAUUGGCAGUGCAUUACCGCCACCUCCAAAGCGGAUCCUUUCCUUGCUCCAUGUCAAGCUCACAUUUUGGGGACAAGUUGACCUCUUCUACCCUCUCUCAGCCCUCCAGCUCACUCUCAGAGCUCUACCGCCCCCUGCUGUUAGCAGCUGUGAAAGGUUUUCUGGCUCGCAGGCUGCUGAAGACUGAGAGAGUGGCACAGCUGGUGCGCACCAUCAGGGACACAAGUCAGUUCCUGCUGGCCCUCCAGCGGCAGAGCCCUGGCAGAGGAGAGUUUUCUAGCAGACAGGAUCUGUUAUUACAGGAGAGAGUCACUCUGCAGCUGCGCGCUGCACGUUUUGAGGUCCAUGACAUCUUCUUCAGCCUGUCAGCCGGAGAGAGGAUGGAGCUGAUCAGCUGGGACAGAGAACUGGCCAAGGAGAGAGAGCUCAGACGACAGAGUGGAUACACAGGCCAUCUCAGAGGAAAGAGUUCUCUGUCAACUGCAACACAAAAAUCACUGGAGAGAAAGAGAAGAAUUAUGAUCCAGAAAAAGGUUGCAGAAAGGCACACAGGAGUCGUGACAAGGACUGGACACAACACUCGGUUCUCUGCCGAGCAGCCGCCGGAAACCAAACGAGGACAGUUCAGAACAAAUCCUCAGAGGAUCCCCAAGAGCACCUGUUCCUCCAGACCCCGAUGACCCUUUCCUAAUUGGCCCCCAGUGAGAACUCCUAAUUCUUGUGAAUACCUACAUAUUAUAAAACUUAUCAUUUUAGAGUUUCCGUUUGACACAAGGCGAUGCCAGUUGUUUUACAUUGAGUGGAUGCUCAGAUUGGGAUAAAAUAUCACUACAGCUGCUCUGUCAAUCAAAGGUCAAGUCUGCACCAGUUCACUAAUGUUCAGAUGUCAGUGGGACAGUUAGUUGUCCUAAAAAGCUCUGUGCAGUGUACCUGAAAGAUGCUGCAGACAUUCUGAAGAUGAGUUAACACAGGAAAAGAUGUGAUGAAUAACACUAAUGGUGCCUCCAUACUAUUUUGGAUAUCAAGUAAGGAUUGCUCUUUGGCUAACUGUACUCCACUUGUAGACAUGCAGCCUGCAAUCAGGGCUUUAAAAUGUACAAUGCGUUGUCUUAAGUGGUGAACAGUUGAGAGGUUAGCAUGAAGUAAGCCCUGGCCAUGAGCCAGCACGCUCAAUAUCAAGACUGAGGGACCAAACAACCUACUGGAAUGCAGCGACGAUUAAAAAGAUUAAUUACACCUCAAAAUUUGUCCUGUGGAAAGGGUCUGUUAAUCAGGUUAUUUUGUCCGCAGUGAGUGUUUUUCCAUUUGUCUAAUGUUCAAGCUCUACUUUGAGGGUGAACUUCAACAUUUAAUUAGUCUUUUGCAUCAAAUGUAUGUGCCUUGUUCAUUCCCACCAAAAACAGACAAUUUCCAGAUGUAUUGGCACAAGUUAACUCUUUUAAUAGGAAAUGUACACAUUUAAGUUGUAGGACAGUGUGCUCACUUUUACAGAAAUGUUAAUAUGCAGCUUCAGAUCUUACUUGUCCUAGUGUCUUGGGAUCACAUGUAAAACUUUGUUUUUAUUUUUAGAGACUUUGGACCUGUUUUGUAUGUUAUUUAUUUGUAUGUUGUUGGCAGCGGUGUCGUUAGGCCUAUUUUAGGGGGGCUUUAGCCCCCCAAAAUAAUUUGGCAUUAUUUGCUUUAAAAGUUUUUUAAACAUUUUUUUUAUGUCAUUAAAUUAAACUAUUGUUUCUGA
Cyclopterus lumpus (lumpfish) is the source of this 4827-nucleotide messenger RNA. RefSeq lists its product as uncharacterized. The transcript has 11 exons. Gene Ontology annotation, cellular component: centriole. Gene Ontology annotation, biological process: centriole replication; regulation of cytokinesis; centrosome duplication. Bases 113 to 3772 code for a protein of 1219 amino acids. The record is from RefSeq and is a predicted model, not a curated record. Lineage: Eukaryota; Metazoa; Chordata; Actinopteri; Perciformes; Cyclopteridae.